GGCCGCUGCCCUCACCCAAGAUGGCGGCCGGGGCUCAGGCGGGCGGGCCGGUCACCUGUUGAGGUAGAGGCAGCGCGGCGCCUCAUUGGCUCCGACUGCCCCAGUCCGCAGUGCCUGCGCGGCGGGGAAAGGGUUAACGCCGGGGCCGGGGGCGGAGGCGGCGCCGUCAACCGAGGAGGAGCCCGCAGCGCCGCCCGGCUGGGCCGGGACAGGGGCCCCGCAACCGCCCCAUGGAGAGCGAGGGCGCCGGCUGCAGCCGCUUGCCCGGCGCGGCGGGUGGGAGGGGCCCGGCAGGCAGCGAGCGGGAGCCGCACCAGCCCGGGGAGGAGGCGCCGCCGGAGGCCGAGUCGGACUGGAGCUUCAUCGACUGCGAGAUGGAGGCGGUGGCGCUGCGGGACCUGCCCACCGCCACCAUCGCCUGCAACCUGGACCCGCGCCUCUUCCAGGACACCCUGUGCCGGGCCAAAUUUGAAUCUCUCUUUAGAACAUAUGACAAAGAUAUCACCUUUCAGUAUUUUAAGAGCUUCAAAAGAGUACGAAUAAACUUCAGCAACCCUUUAUCAGCCGCAGAUGCUAGAAUCCAGUUACAUAAGACAGAAUUUCUUGGAAAGGAAAUAAAACUGUAUUUUGCUCAGACUUUGCACAUUGGAAGCUCGCAUUUGGCUCCACCAAAACCAGACAAACAGUUUUUGAUUUCACCUCCAGCCUCUCCUCCUGUUGGUUGGAAACAAGUAGAAGAUGCUACGCCAGUCAUUAACUAUGACCUUCUCUAUGCUAUCUCCAAGCUAGGGCCAGGAGAAAAGUAUGAACUCCAUGCUGCAACUGACACUACUCCCAGUGUUGUUGUCCACGUAUGUGAGAGUGACCAGGAAAAUGAAGUGGAGGAGGAAGAGGAAGGCAUGAAGAAACCCAAACCAAAAAUUAUUCAGACAAGAAGGCCGGAGUAUACUCCUACUCAUUUAAGUUGAAGUGGUUCUAACUUUCAAGGGUUUCAAGUAGACGUAUACAAGAAAAAUGCUUACUAUGGAAGUGUCAGGUCACAGGUUUGGUGGCAGUGGCUGCAGCAAUAGUAGGAGAAAUUCCAAUGUAAUUUAACUCAGAAAAACACUGGAAGUUUCCUCAUUGUUUUUAAUGCUGCACAUUGGUUAAUAUGUAUAUGAAAAUAAACUUCCAGAUCAGAGUUAGGUGAUCAGAAAAAGGCAUUUUGAGAAACCUUCCUUGAUAAGGAAUCCUAGGCUGCUUCAUUAUAAAACAGAUGGGGAAAGCUUUCUUUGUUCUAUCUCACAUGAUACACCUCUAAUUCAUAGGCUAGACAUAUGUGAAGUACAUGUGAUACUGAGAUGGUUUAAGGAUAUGGGAAUUGUAAACAUUUUUCUUAGGUUGUUUUGUGCAUGUUGUUUACUGAUGUUCAAAAAUAACUUUGCAUUAUUUUCUAUAUAGUUUCUCACUUCACGCUUUUUGAAAUCUGGGAAGUUGUCUUCAAUGCUUAUCUCUCAGCAUCCUGGGUGUCUUACUGUAUGUAUGUUUUAUUGGUACCCAGUUUCCAGUGGACAUACAAUUUAUGUAGCACCUUAUUUUGGUGCAAUAUAAUUUGUGCUUUUAAAAUUUUAAUCUGUUAUUAAAUGCUUAUGUGGGAUUUUGUCUAGCAAAGUUAUGGAAAAAGCUGUGCAAUAGGAAAAUUGUUCAAGUAAGUGUAUUUUAAGUUAUUUAAACUUUAAGUUAUACGUUUUUAAGUAAUGCUGGUUCAAUUAUUUUGAUUUUCUCCUUUUGAAAAACAAAAUUCUUAAACAUGUAAAUAAAGCUAGUACUGUAUAUUCACAGCAGUGUACAGUUUUCAGUGAGAAGUAUGGCAAAGGAAGAAAACCUGAGCUGUAUUACUUUUUACAUUAACUUGUACAUUGUAGCUGGUGCAGUUACACAUUUUAACAGUGAUUCAACACACAUGAUGUGAAAUAGAUGACAGAUGUGUGGUAUGUUUAAGUGGGAUGGAGUGCCUUUUCCCCAUUAAUUUGUGAUGGGAUUGUUAUACUAGUUGAACACUUGUAUUUUUUCUAAUGGCUAUGUCCGUCCAAUAUGUAUUCUCUUUUGGCUUUGUUUCCAAAACAGGCUGGUAUUUAGAAAUGCUUAGUACCAAGUAAUAAUGCAUGCUUUAUCAGUUCAGGUGAUGGCUUGCUGUGGGAACAGAUAAGCUUUCAUUCUGUUUGGUUUGAGUACUGUUUUAAGGACAGUGACGAACGAUGUACAAGUUUUCUGUCAUGUUUACAUAACAAACAAAUACAUGCUGUACCAGUUCAAGUGUUUCCAAGAAUCUGCUUUUAAAAUGGAGAUUCUGACUUUGAAAUAUUUUAAUACUUUUUUAAAAUAUACUAAUAUAUUGACAAAAUAUACUGUUGGGGGAGGACAUGUUUCUCUUUUAGAAGGAGAGGUAUUUUGGGGGUUCAGACAUGUUUUUAGAAAUAAAGACCCUGAUCCUCUUUUUGAAGUCAGUGGGAACUUUGCCAUUAGCUUCAUUAGUAGUAAGACUAGGCUUGGGAUCAGCAUUGUAGCUGUUGUUGCAUUAAAAUGAAAUGCGUUAUGAUGUGCCAUUUGUAGUUAAUGUUGACUUGGAAGCCCAACAUAAUACACUUUUGGGUAGAAAUAGACAAAUAUUAUAAAGAAUACAAUACUGUAUGUACCGAUGAAUUUGUACAAUCAUUCCAACUGAUAAUACAGUAUAGACUCCACACCACUAAAAGCCUACCAUUGUGCUGACCAAGACACACAAUGUUAUUGUGACCAAAGAGAACAGAAACCUGUUAAACCUCAGUAAUCGUCUGGAGUUGUAGGGCCCUAUUCUGAUGAAUUAGAUUUACAGUAAGCAUGCAUGCACACAGACUGAUGCUGAGUUUUGGUUCCUAUCUGUGACAGAGAGAGAGAGAGAUGCUCUCCCUGUGUAUGUUAUGUUGUUUGAUACCAAGUUUGCAGGUGUAGAAUGUCACCCAGCAUAGCUUUAGGUCAGGCUGUGUUUUACUGCUGAUUUCAUACAGUAUAUAAAUUCAGGGGCACAUGAGCUACUUUUCUGUUACUGAAGUGUAAACAUCAGACUGCAAUGCAUAACAUUCUUUGUUCUUUUUAUUUUUAAGUGCAGGAUACAAUGACCAAACUUAGAGAAACAUCGAAGCACACAAAUGUCUCUAGUAUAGCUUUCUAAGGCUUCCCAUGUAGCCAAAGACACUGCUGCUAAAUUUGAUGCAGAUGUUUUAUAUUUGCCCUUCAUUCAGCACAAAACCUUUGGCCUAAUUUCUGUAGCAUUCUCCUCCAUCUCCUCUUCUGCUGCCAUCAUAGACCCUGAACACUAGGUGCUGUUACUGUUGCUUCUAUGGGACUGCCAAGAUGCAUCAAUUAUCUUCAAUAGAAAAGAGAAUGUAAAACAAACAGUGACAUGAUUUGGAAUGUUGGUACACAUUGAGACAUUCUGCAUGAUGGAGGUUGAAGGUAGUCAUUCAGAUUCAGAACUAUGAAUGAUUUGGGCUGGCUGCAGUUUCUGCCACUCUCAACUGUAUUUGUGAACAUGGAUUACUGGACGGUAACUGCCCAUCUUGCUGUCCGCCCCCAGUUUGUGUAUCUUGGCCUAUGUCUGUUCUCUUAGCACCAAUGUGGUGUAUGGAUCACUCUGUUUCUGUAUGAAAAUAACAGCUGUUCUGUUAAGACAAACUGGUAUUUUAUAAGAUUGUAUAGUAUGGGACAUAUUUAAAUUAAAAUAUUUGGAUUGUCUACUUAUAAAUGUCGUGUUGUUUAUGCAUGAAACAAUAGUUAAAGAUUUUGGUGUAAAAAUGCUUAAACUUCAAGCAUCCAAAAAUAUACUUAUGUUAGGAUAAGGACUUUGUCCCCGCUUACUUGGUAGGCUCACAUCCUUGCCAACCAAAUUUAAUAUUAAUUAUGGGGGGGUGGGAGAAUCCAGUUUGAUAGUCUUUUACAACAUUGUUUAAUCUCUUUAAAAAUAUUUUUCAUAGUGUCAGUAGUUUCAUAUACGUAGCCAGCAAGCCUAGUCAUUACAAAACAUUACCAGGCAUGCAAAAUACAUUAAAGGGCCACCUCUUAACCCAGGGUAAGAAUUCUUUUAUUCUAAAAUAAGUGUGGAGAAAGGAGUUUUUGAUGUCAAUGUUAGUCUUUUACAUUUCCUUCUGCAUAGAAACUCUGUGAUGUAUCAGUAUCUUACAAUUGGCAUUAUUUACAUUUAUUGUGUGUAGCAACAUUCUGCCUCUAAUACAGACAAGCAAUUCUCCAAUUGAAUUCAAUGGAAGCCACUUACACAUCAGAGGGAAUAAUUUGGCUCUUGAUAAGACAGUACAACUAAGACUACAGGAUUAAUUGGACCAGUGUGCUUUAAGCACACCUCCUUAAAUUCGUUCACUUUUUAGAAACAAAUACAUGGAAGUUGCUGUGUCUGGCUAGUUCCACUCUGUUUUGCUUAUUGACUUUUUUUUUAAUAAGAGUCUCACCCACUCUCAUGAAACUCCAGAAAAAUGAAAAUGAUAUUCUGCCAUUCAAGAAAUCACAUGCAUAUAAGAAUGGUUACCAAUGUGUGUUCAUUCUUAUGAAAUUGGUACAGAUGGGCUGUGUACAGUGCCAUAAGUGUUAACAGAAUAUGGCCCUUACUCAUAGUCAAGACAAGUCCAAAAAUGCAUAGGGCAAAAAUUAUUUUUAAGCAGGCUAUUAUUUCUAGCCAUCAAGAAUUACUUAACUAUUUUGGGUUCUAAUUCUUCAGGCUGGCAUUGUCAAAGAAGCCUGAAGAAGUAAGGUGCCUAACUACCAAUGAAUUUCUCAUGUCCUUUAAAAAAUCCCAGCUACUGUACUUGCCUGCAUAGUUAAACUAUAUUCUGCAUUGUGCUAGAAGGAAUGUCGUAGCAAAACAAGUUCUGUUAAAGUUGAAGCUCUCUACCUAUAAUUUGUUUGUAUUCCAGUUGCACCUAGGAGCCCCAAAUAAUCAAAAUAAUAAAGUAAUAGGUAGAAUCCUACUUUAUUCAUGCAGAACUGAGUAUCUAAAUAUUCGGUUUUGGGGCUUAUGUUUCAUCUUCCCAUUUUUACUAUAAUCUUAUAUUAGCUCCAGUGCUCCAAAAUUGUUGAUAAUCAUUUUUAAAUGAUCACAUAAAUUAUAUUUAGUAUAAUUCAUGUAAUUGUUUGUAAAAAUGCGAGUCACUGACCCAUAUUAACACUGAAAAUAAAAUACAGAAUGUUGUAUAUCAUGCGAAUGGGUAGCGGAGCCAGAAGGAUGUUUUGCAUCAUCCAGUCUAAUCACCUGUAUUUUGCGGGAUGUUUUACUUAAAAACCCAGUCCUGCAAUCUCUAUACUCAUAAAACUCCCCUUGCUUGAACAAUGACUACAGCAUUGGGGCCUACGUCAUUUACUUGUCCCCUCUAAUCGGUAUCUAAGUAUCUAAAAUAAUGGAGCCCUACCACCUCUGUUGGUCUAACUACCCGGCUGUUAAUGUCCCCAUGCUUAUCUCCAUUGGUUGGUAGUGGGGGGACCAGGAAGCAGCUAUUUUCCAUAGAAUGCUUUCCCUGCGGCUCUCUGGAGAUGCUCCAGCAGACCGAGGCUCCAUGAAGUUUAGGAGACACUCCCCUUGUCACUUUUUAAGGCCUGAAGCACCUCUCUUCCCCCACAAAAGACAUGAUAGCUCGAUAUCCAUGGCUUCAAAACCAUAUUUUGAUGAUCUAGCACUUCCUCUUUUGAGUUUGUAUAUAGGCAGAAUAGCAUGGAGGAGCAGUAGACAUUUUUUAUAUCUAUAUAUAUUUAUAAACUCUUCAGUCCUUCAUCCCAUUGCUUUUUUGUGCUAACAAAUUCUGACCCCGUGAAUAAUUAUAUUCUUUAACUUUUCCGGUUACUUUGAAGAUAUUUGUCACUUGCCCUUCUGUCUACUUUUCUAACCUAUAAAAAUAUAGGUCCCUAAUUUGUUCCUUAUGUUUUAUCCUUCAGUCUUUCUGCCAUAUAGUUGGCUGUUCCUUGUAUUUUCUUUUUCUCCCAAAAUGGUGGCACCCUCUGCAUGCAGUCUACCACGUCCGGUUGCAACAGGGCUAUUACUACUUUUGGUAUUACACUAAGUUCUCCCUGCAAACACACACACAUGCCGCCGUCUUCUUUUUUCAUUUUGCAACAGCAAUGUACGAUUUGUCCAUUUGCCGCCUGUCGCCUCUGGAUUUCUGUCAAACGGGUGACUUUUCCAGAUGUACAGCCUUUUGAUCCUUUCUUCUCACUAGCUGCGUAACUUUACACUUCUUAGGAAUGAACAUGAUCUUGUUGAACACAAUCCACACUCUUCUUGUUUGUCCAAAAUUCAAGGGAUAGUAAUCUACAACUUCGGACCUUGAUAAUCAUACACCUUCCUAUAUCAUAUAUUAAUGUAUUAAAUGGUAUGGGUCGCAUGCCUGGAGCUUUAACUGUCAAUGAGCACUCUUUAUAACGGCUAAUUUUCAGACACAUGCUAAUAUAGUGGUAUCAAACUUAUUCAGUGGUUCUAUACUGAAUGUCUUGUUGCAAAUUUAACAUGCUCCAUCCAGCCUUCCCUUUAACUUUAUUUUUUAGUUGGAAGGAUGUUUCAGAGGUAAGGCACUAGCACUGGACUUUAUAUCUGGGUUCAAGUUCCUACUCUGCCAGAGACUUUUGCAUGAUCUUGGUCAAGUCAUAGUCUCUUGGUGGUAGUUCCUUGCCUCCAUAGGGGUAUUUUGAGGAUAAUACAUGAAAGAAUGCAUCCGAUGAAGUGAGCUGUAGCUCACAAAAGCUUAUGCUCAAAUAAAUUGGUUAGUCUCUAAGGUGCCACAAGUCCUCCUUUUCUUUUUGCAGAUACAGACUAACACGGCUGUUACUCUGAAACCUGAAAAAAUGAGGCGCUCAGAUACAAUGGAAAUGGGGCAACAUAUGUACCUUACAAAUUAGCAGUCACUAAGGCCACUAGAUUUUUCACAUGCUUUUUCUAAUAAACCUCUUUUUUAUAUAGUCUUAAACAUCUCUUCCAAUUUCCCCCCCUGUAAUAAUACACAUGAAUAUUCUGCUUGGAACAGAUGUUAUGUUCAUUGGCAGAAAUUUCCUGCCAAAGUCUCCCUAAGUCUGAGCUGCUCUAACUUCUCAUCUUAACUUGGGUAGACCAAACACUUUCAAUCCUGCCCUUCACAGGAGGAGUCUGUCCCACUCGGACCAAUUCGUUUUCUACCUUUGCCCAUUUCAGACUUACAGGUAGGCGUUCUGCUUUCAAAACGUGGUGGUUGUGAAAUAGAGGCUGUGUUCAACCUGCAUGGCUGGGAUGUUUCCCGUGGUGACAGGGCUCACUUACCCUUUCUACCACCAGGGCAGUUGCUCUUCACCACUCUGCAAGCAGGGGCUGGCGACAGCAGGUAUGUUGGUUAAUAUGGGCCACAGUAUAGACCUACAUAGCUGCAGCAGAAGCCAUCAUUACAAUUUUAUCCCAGUCCAUGUGCAGUUCCUCAGUUGGGCCUUUAAAGGUCAACACUUGGGGAGUAAACCCGUAAUAUCUUACGCAUCCUAGUGCUUCCUCUCAUGUUUGCCUCAUUCACCUGUUGAUCAGCAGGUGUCUUAAGUUGUGCAACCUGAGCUCUUCCCUCUUAUUGAAUCCCUGCUACUAGGAAGAAGAGAGAAGCUGCUUCAGCACAUGAGGGCGGGCUGAGAGUUACCAUAGCACUUGGUCUACAGUCAUUGGGUGAGGUACCAUGGGCUUUCUUCCUGAGACAGGGCUCUCCAUUUCCCGGCUAUCACCCAUUGUUCCAUUCCCCUCCUGCUUCUUUAAGCCUUCUGGCUCCCAACAGCUCCCAAAGAUGCUAAAUAGUUUGGGAAAACCAGGUCAUCUUCCUAGUUGCUGAUCUAUCUUUAUUUAUUUAUUUUUGGUCCUGUGAUACAGCACUGGACACAUUCACCCUGUCAUCCCUGCUUCCCAUCAGACAAUUGACAAUAAGACAUUUCCUUGAGACGACAGGCCGGGAAGCUGAACUUUCAGUCCGAGGAAAAGCCUUUCUUAAGGUAAAUGAAUGUACAGGAAGCCCAAAGCACAGGCAUUAGUUUUAUUUGUAAUUCCUUGGUAGCCCCCCUCCUCUGUUCCCUUUUCUUUUUUCAGUCUGAGUUCUUGGAAAUACCACAGCAGGCAGGGAAUCUCUAAAUAGGAGUGCUUUAGACCAGGCACCCUGGCUGUGGUAUUCAGCACCCCUCCACUGGUAAUUAAAUAUUCAGAUUCUUCAUUAUUUCCAGGGCUCUGUUUCAUAGCACAUCAGACAAGCUUCAGUUUAAGGUGCAGUCAGUGAAUGGGGUUCACUGAAACAUUGUGGAACUUCUGAAUAUAUAUUCUGGAACAUUUUCUAGUCUAGGUAUAGAUCUAUCUCGCCACAGUAUCUGAGAUGCCUUCGUUCACUUCUCUCUGACCGAUGGAAAUCAAACUUCCACCCUAUUAGCCAAGUGUCUGGAGUUUUUUCUGUGGUUGGUUCAAGCUCUUGACAAUGCUGCGAAGGAAGGACCUCUACUCUAGGAGUAAUUCAGGAAGAGCCCAAGGAGUACCUGAUCUGGAGUCACUCAAUGUAAUGUUUUUUUUAUGGACUGUAGAAAAUAUAGCUAUUACACUCAGGUAUAUAUACCUGUGCUGGAACCUCCAUUUAGUUCUAUGUAUGCUAUGUCCUCUGCGCUUUUGAACCUCUUCACUCUGUGCCCUUGUUUUGAUGGGCAAAUAGUUGCCAUUUAGUGGCCAUCACUAAAGCUUGGGGAUGGGGGAGGGUCCAAUCCUCAAAUCACCUCUUCUGACUCUAGUGAUAUUUUUCUUAAGAUUAUUUUGAGAAGUUCCAAGAUUUCCUCUGCUAGUUCUCUUAAAACUCUUGGGUUCAUCUUUCAAGCCUGACUGAAGUUUAAAUAGAUUUUAAUUUUUGCCUAAUACUUUUCACUAUCCAUCUAUUACAUUUAAUAAUUUUCCUCACAAGACUCUCAGAUCUCCUUAAUGUUGUUGAUUUUUAAUUCAGAAAACUGAUCAGAAUAGCUAUUUUUGGCGAUCUUGCCUUUCCAGUAUUUUCUAGUGGUUGUGACCUCUGGAUUCACAAAAAUAGCUAAUGAAACCUUGAACUUCCACUGAAGUAAGAUUUGGUGUUGGAAAAUCUAAUGAAAAACAGGGACCCAGCUUGAUAGACAACCUGACCAUUUCUAGAUGUAUUUUUAUCCAUGCUCUUUGAUUGAAAAAGAUUUAAAAAAAAAAAAACUGUUCCCAUGAAAAUAAGUGUAGCUUAGGCUUUUUAUACUCUGUUUUGUGCAGUAGUGUAUAAACUGCAAUUUACAGAAUUAUUUCAGAUUUUCACUUUAAUCCAUAUCAGGUUAGAUUUUUGAACUGUCAAAAUCUUUGAAAAGUUAGAGGUAUCCAAACUUGGAACAUAGAUUUCAAGCCAACCAUCACUGUAAUAAUCUGUUUCAUGUGGGCCAAAAUAAAAUGGGGGGGGGGGGAACUAGAGGUUUUACAAAGAGUUCUUACUGGCUGUGCAGGUCAAUCUCUCUAUCUGAUAUGUCAGACAAAAGCUCCCAACCCAUUUUGGAAAGCAAAAUUUAAAUGGUUCUGCUGCCAACCCAAAGCAGUCUAAAGAGAAACUGAAAAUAUUUUCUUUUUCAUGCUUCAUUUUAAAGAUCUACAAAAUCUAAUGGCUUUUAUUAUUGAAUGCUUUCUAGCUUUUUCCUAGUUUAUUUACAAUGAAAACUGUCCCAAAAACAUGCUGUUUGGGCCAAAAAUGUUUUAAAAGUACACCCUGAUUUUGCAUGUUGCUCUAAGCAUACCUCUACAUCUGCCUGUGUAGAAAAGUUCCAGGAUCAGGCCUCAAGUAUAAAUAAAAUAAUUUAGUCCCGCUGCCUAUAGUUAUAAAGUAAUAGUAUAUGUAGGUGCCCAGUAGGUGGAGCUAAGUAUCCAGCAAUAUCAAACUGCUUACCAUUUAGCCAAAAUAAAGGCCCAAACCUGCAAGCUGCUGAUCACCUUUCAACUCACAAUAGAAAGACCGCUGUAGAAGAGAGAGAUGUGGCCAUCACAGAGCCUCUCUUCCUUUUGAAUAUGGCUGAUUAAAAUAUAAACUGUAUAAUGGGCUUUUAGUUAAUACCAUGUAAUGAUAUUCCCUUUUUAGUGAUGAAAAUUCUAAACUUAUAAUGUACAAAUUGCAAUUGCCAUCUUAGGCCCCAGCCCUGGGAGCACUUAAGCACUCUGUGACUUCACAUGUGAAACCAUUCUCCCCUGAGUAGUCCCAUUGAACGGAUGAGGGCCUAAAGUAAGGACUUCCACUCAUAAGUGGAACCAGGGUGCAGGAAACUCAGUGGGAGUUAGGUCAGGGAACAGAAUUCACAUCUUCAAUCUAUGGACAAGCCACAGGGCUGCAACACAGUCCCUUGGCUACAUCUACUCACAGACUAGAGUUUUUGCACAACUGUGCUAUUUCUGCAGUCUCUAACAUACGGCGCUUAAGUGGUACAGGGCAGAACAUCUUGUGUAAGUCCUCAACACUUGGGUGAAAUUCACCUGUAGUGUGAGGUGGUUCUUGUGGGGGUUAAUGGGUGACAAAAGCAGUACAUGAAGGUUAUAUGGUACAUGUGAAAAGCAAGGUAUACCAAGACUUGCAUGCAUUAUAAGCUGAUAUACAGUAGUAACUAAUGCUUCUACUUUUUAAAAAGUCUUUGUAUUGCAAAUUUUCAGACUACUAUUAUUCUAAACCCCAGAUCUGAGGGCUAUUUCAGAGCACAUAUAACCCAAAAACUAAGCUACAUAUAAAAAAGGGGGAAUUAUAUGUUAGAAGAGAAAAACUUAAAACAAGCAUGCUGUUUGUGGUGCAGUAACAUUAGCAAUCUAGCCCUGAGCAUGAACUUCAGUAUGGUUUCUAAUAGUUGUGUUGCCUCUGACCAGUUGUAUUGUGCAUAUAUAUACAAAAGUCAUGAAAAUCUAUAUGCGAUAGAGACUUUUUGUUCAAAAAUAUCAUAGUUUAGAUAUUCCAAUUCUGGAAUUAUCACAACUGUUUACAAAAACAGGAGUCUGGAUGUUGGAUUUUUAAUCUGCUUUUUAAAACCUUUCAGCUGUCUAAAAUGAUUUUUUUAGUAUGGUUAAUUCACUUGUAAAUGAAUGUGUAGAAAACUGAUAAUGAGAAAAAAUACAUAUAUUUAUUUUGCAAAUUAAGAUAUAAUCCUGUCCUACAUGAACACUUUUUAGAUUAUUAGAAAUGUCUGAUAUUAAUUCAUGCCCUUUUAAAUAAUAACUUAAUGUUGCAAGAUUAGAAGCAGUAUGGAAUGUAAAUAUAUUAAAAAGUUAGGCCCUGGUUCAGCCAAAAGGAUUUCAUAACGGGAGUGAACAAUGGAAGCAACUUCAAAAAAUGCAGCAUUUAAUGUCUAGAUACCAUUGUGGAUUUUGCAGCAGUAUCCAACGUUGAAGUCAAUGGAAGUUUUUCAGUGGGUGCUGGCUUGGGCCUGUAAUGGGGAUAUUUAAGCAAUUUAUUUAUUUUAUUUAAGGUAUUGACGCCACUGGGGCUAUUCACAGAGAAAAGUACUACUCGGCAUGAGUAAGAGAGCAAUCUAGCCCUGAGACUGAACUUAUUCUCGAUUUGUUAAGAGGCACAUUUGAUAAAUAAACCUAUCUUAUCCUUAUGUAGGGCUUGAUCCCGGAAGGUGCGGAGCACUUUGGCCUGAACCAGCAAAGUACUUAAGCACUUGCUUAACUUUGAAGUCAGUGGGGAAAUAUUAAUGUGUUUAGCUGUAUCAGGUCAGAGCGUUCGAUACCUUAUAGGAUUGAGCCCAUACUGAGCUAUGAUGUCAUAAUAUUCCUGAAAAACAAAAUGAAUAAAUUGCAUCUGGAAUUAUUGGGCAGUUAGCAGACAAAUAGUGUAUAACAAGUCCAUUAUGGACAAUGGCUUUGUGUGCCUAUUUAUGUUCUCUAAGAAUUUACAUAUCCUUCAAUGUAUUAGAUCUUCUCCAUUACCUACAUGUAAUUUAUUUGUCAUGCUAGGAUGCACUUGAAAAAGUUGUUCCUAAUCAUUGAUAUUGCAGAAAUGAACAGCCAGUGAAUGGUUGCCUUUAAACUAAAAGCUUUAUGAAAAUAUUCUUCAGCCAAGUACCUUUUAAAAAAACAACAAAAGAAAAACUGAGAACCCAUGUCAAUUAGCACCUACUGUAUGUAUAGUUUCAGGGCAAGACCAUAUAUAAAAGGAAUAAAAUGUUUUGUUGCAAAAUGGAAUUGUAAUGCAUUCCUUGUCAUUUUGAUAUUGAGAAGGUCAGCGCUAUUUUAAAAAUGUUACAAUGUAAAAUAUUCCGGUUGAAAGAAUAUUGGCUAUUUUGUGCUGAAGAAUGAUUAGGGAGAAAAAACUAUUUUUGUAAAUAGAAAUUUUGCUGUGGGAAAACUGGUGCCUCUCUUGCCUGUAAUUGUUUUAUCCAUUCAGCAUAAAGUGGCUGGUUUUGAAA
Messenger RNA from Caretta caretta (loggerhead turtle), 12432 nucleotides. RefSeq names its product regulator of calcineurin 1 (gene RCAN1). Gene Ontology annotation, molecular function: calcium-dependent protein serine/threonine phosphatase regulator activity; nucleic acid binding. Lineage: Eukaryota; Metazoa; Chordata; Testudines; Cheloniidae. The record is from RefSeq and is a predicted model, not a curated record. Gene Ontology annotation, cellular component: cytoplasm; nucleus. Gene Ontology annotation, biological process: calcium-mediated signaling.